AUGGCGGAGGAACCACCCAUUGAGCGUCGCGCCUCCAACUCGGACGAGGAGCGCGACGAGGGGCGCCUGGCACAAUUCGGAUACAAACAAGAACUACGGCGUGAUUGGGGCCUGGCUCACAACUUUGGCGUGUCCUUUUCCAUUAUCAGUGUUAUCACUGGAAUCACAACACUCUUCUCUUACGGACUCAACACCGGCGGUCCGGGUGUCAUGUCUGUGGGCUGGAUCAUAGUCUCUUUCUUCACCCUCAUGGUUGCCACUGCGAUGGCUGAGAUUGUGUCUGCCAUACCUACCAGUGGUGGCCCGUACUUCUGGGCUGCGCUGCUGGCCCCGCCGCGGUGGUCACCAUUCGCAGCUUGGCUGACAGGCUGGUUUAAUCUCCUCGGCCAGGUGGCCGUCACGACAGGAAUCUCAUUUGGUCUAGCCGGAUUGAUCGCCACUGUGGCUACCGUUCAGAAUCCGAGCUAUGAACCUUCGCCAGCCAAAACCAUCGGCAUCUACGCAGCUGUGCUCGUUUCACACGGCCUCGUCAACACUUUCGGCGUCCACGUGCUCAGAUAUCUUAACAACGUAUCUAUCUUCUUGCAUUCCGUCGGUGUCACGGUUCUGUGCAUUGCAGUACUUGCAAAAGCGCCGACCCAUAAGCCCGCAUCGUUCGUGUUCAGUACGUUCUAUGACGGUACUGGCGGCGACGGCCCUGGGUGGAGUAUCCGUGCUAGUCCGACCUAUGUUGCAAUUUGCGGUGCUCUGAUGAGCCAGUAG
Phaeoacremonium minimum UCRPA7 is the source of this 762-nucleotide messenger RNA. Its product is annotated as putative apc amino acid permease protein. Gene Ontology annotation, biological process: transmembrane transport. Gene Ontology annotation, molecular function: transmembrane transporter activity. Lineage: Eukaryota; Fungi; Ascomycota; Sordariomycetes; Togniniales; Togniniaceae. Bases 1 to 762 code for a protein of 253 amino acids. Gene Ontology annotation, cellular component: membrane. The transcript has 3 exons. The record is from RefSeq and is a predicted model, not a curated record.